CUAGUGUUUGGUUUAGUGCAGUUUAUUUACCUUAUUUUUCUUGGCAUACAAUGCCGAUCAACUUUAAUAUUGGCUUGCUGGGACAUGUUGACAGCGGCAAGACCACCUUGGCCAAGGCUUUAAGUUCGAUUUCAAGCACGGCCGCCUUCGACAAGAAUCCGCAGUCAGUGGAGCGAGGAAUAACUUUGGAUUUGGGCUUCAGUGGACUUUUGGUGGAUGCUCCUGCACACUUACCCCAAGGAGAACAGCUCCAGUUCACCUUUGUCGACUGCCCCGGCCAUGCAAGUCUCAUACGCACUAUUAUAGGAGGUGCCCAGAUCAUUGAUGUCAUGCUUCUGGUGGUGGACGCACAAAAAGGCAUACAAACCCAAACAGCGGAGUGCCUAAUUAUCGGGGAGUUACUGCAGAAAAAGCUGAUUGUGGUGAUCAACAAAAUAGAUGUUUAUCCAGACGAUCAGAGGGCGUCUAAGCUGGAGAAGCUACGCUUGCGACUCGCAAAAACUUUGGAAGCCACCACAUUCGGUGGUCAAGUGCCCAUCUGUGCUGUGUCUGCUUUGCAAGGAACACAUAUUGCGGAGUUGCAAGAAGCACUGAGAGAAGCAUACUUCCAGCCGCAGAGAAACCUAUCCGAUCCUCUGUUCAUGUACGUUGAUCAUUGCUUCGGAAUAAAGGGUCAGGGAACCGUUUGCACUGGCACUCUGCUCCAGGGAAAGGUUCAGGUAAACGAUGUGAUUGAGCUGCCAGCUCUCGGGGAGCAAAGGAAAGUGAAAUCCAUGCAGAUGUUCCGCAAAAACGUGACCAGCGCCUCUAUGGGCGAUAGAAUUGGGCUUUGUGUGACACAAUUCAAUGCAAAGCUGCUGGAGCGUGGAAUCAUUACCCAACCGGGUUACCUGAAACCCAUCUAUGCCGUGUGUCUACAGUUCAAACCUAUCCGCUACUACAAGGAAGUCAUAAAAUCGAUGAGCAAGCUGCACAUCUCAGUGGGACACAACACAGUGAUGGCCAAUGUAACUUUGUUUCGGGAUACGGACGGCACAUCUUCCACGUUCCAACUGGACAAAGAAUAUGAGUAUAUGGACGAAGUCCAACCUGCGGAGGUUCAACAUAAUGAUGUGAUCUAUGCACUAUUGCAAUUCGAAAGCCCUGUCCUAGCUCCACCACAUUCAACACUGAUAGCUUCUAAGCUGGACAUGGACGUCCAUAGUACCAGUUGUAGAUUGGCGUUUUGGGGACGCAUUGCCUGGCAGACGCACAGUUCCAAAUACUUCCAGGAAGAACUGCCAAAACUGCGGAUUUUCAAGCGCAAACAGAAAGUGGGAAGCAUUCAGCGAGUGGUCAAUACCAACGAAGUGAUAGUUCAAAACCUUUUUAAAAAGGACGCCAAACGUGAUUUGUACGUCGGCAAAAAUGUGGAGCUCUCAACGGGAGAGAAGGGUCGUAUUGAACGCACUUUUGGCCAGACAUCCAAGGUGGCUAUAACUUUUCAGAACGCGCUAUCUCCUGAAACAAUAAGCAAUGUAAAGAAUGUUAAGGUUCUGCUUAACUGUAAGAAAUAUGUGUUUAAUAAACAAGCUGGCUUGUUUCAAUGACAAAAUUAAUAACUA
Messenger RNA from Drosophila sechellia, 1604 nucleotides. RefSeq names its product eukaryotic translation elongation factor, selenocysteine-specific (gene eEFSec). The transcript is spliced from 2 exons. The record is from RefSeq and is a predicted model, not a curated record. Gene Ontology annotation, biological process: selenocysteine incorporation. Gene Ontology annotation, molecular function: GTPase activity; translation elongation factor activity; GTP binding. NCBI's taxonomy places the organism in Eukaryota, Metazoa, Arthropoda, Insecta, Diptera, Drosophilidae. The coding region runs from base 51 to 1589 and encodes 512 amino acids.